Messenger RNA from Medioppia subpectinata, 942 nucleotides. Lineage: Eukaryota; Metazoa; Arthropoda; Arachnida; Sarcoptiformes; Oppiidae. The record is from the annotation of a GenBank genome assembly.
UUUCUCAUCACUUUUUGGGCUUUAAUUUUCGUAAACAAAACACACGACAAAAGUUUGUUUGCAAUCCAUUUGAUCCCUGGCUUUGGUUGGAAUUGAUUGCGAACUGUCAUCACAUCUGAUCCCAUCUGAAGACAUGGCCCGCCCAUUGGGAGGAAUCGGCGGAAUUGAGCAAAAGAUUAAAGACAAACAGGAGUUGACUGACAAACAGAUAUCGACGGCUUUCCAAGACAUGAAGCAAUUGAUGCAAAUGGCCAAACAAAUGGUGGGACUCUCGAAGAAUAUCACACAAAAACUUAAGGAUAAGGGAAAUAACAUUUCAAACGAUGAGACGGUUUUAUUCAAAAGCCAUUUAUUGAGUUUAGGUAUUAGUGACCAAUUGGACGAUCCGGUGAUGAGAUCCCAGUUCUCCAGUGAUAACAAAUACUACACAGAGUUAGCCAAACAGAUCUCGCAGAUCAUUAAACCCAUUGUCGAGAAAAGUGGUGGACAAAUGUCUUUGACGGACGCCUUCUGUACUGUCAAUAGAGCCCGUGGUCUCGAUCUCAUCUCUGUUGAAGACUUGUUGAACUCGUGUUCAACGUUUGAGUCGAUAAAGUGUGGCCUAAAAAUGGUUAAAUACAAGAGUCUGAUAGUUGUGGAGAGCGAUAACUACAACGCGAAUGCCAUGAAUAAUAUGAUAAUAGAUUUGUUGGAAAAGUCGGACUCCAUAUCGGCUCAAGAGUUGGCCAUCGAUGCUAACAUUCCGCAGGCGUUGGCCCGACAGAGACUCGUCGACUGCGAGACCACUGGAAUUGUUUGUAGGGAUGAAAGCAUUUAUGGCUUACGUUUCUUUCCCAAUAAAUUUGUGUGAAUUUAGUUUUUAUAAUUGUUUUGUAAAUAAUUAUUGAAUUACUUUAUAUUUAUUCUAAUAUCAAAAUAAAAGCGAAUUAAUAAUUGACUAAA